Conger conger (European conger) is the source of this 1974-nucleotide messenger RNA. It is a transcript of the gene tmem138, whose product is annotated as transmembrane protein 138. The transcript is spliced from 5 exons. NCBI's taxonomy places the organism in Eukaryota, Metazoa, Chordata, Actinopteri, Anguilliformes, Congridae. Gene Ontology annotation, cellular component: cilium. Bases 989 to 1477 code for a protein of 162 amino acids. The record is from RefSeq and is a predicted model, not a curated record.
UGUUGUUAUCCUAGCUAGGGACGUAAGUGCCUCUCUAUUACGAGGUCUGUGGUAAAAUGAGUUGAGUCUUUGUUUCCAUGGGAGCCAAAGAGUCGAUGGAACUUGGGAACAUUGAAAGUGGCCGUGCUGUGCAAAGGAGAAGGAGAGAGGUUGCCUGUAUAAUAUCUAAAUCAGGGUCAAGAGCAAUUCAAGUCACCGCUAGCUUUCAGCUGGGAUUGUAUUCACUGGACAGAUUUCUUCCUGCAAAGUUCUACCUGCAACCUGCAUGACUGCACAAAGAUAGAAUAACCAAUACACUGAAACUACCAGCCUCAGUUAGUGCAUUUACACUUACAGACCACAUAGUCCACUUUAACGGCCUAUGGGUCCUUUUAGCUUGAUCUUCUCUGUAUCCCUGUCUUGCUAGGUGUAAGAUCUGGUCUGUUAGAGUCUUUGGCCUCCAUGAGGCCUGCACACAUCCUGGCACUGAAAACAUAUGGACAUGUAUUUGUAGAGUCCAACAAGGUUCCUAUGAAGGAGACAACGCAGACAGAUCCUGAGAAAGGCCCACAAAGGAAAUCAGUCUCACCCUCCCGUCUUUGAUUUUAAAUGCAUUGAGAUGGCCACACUUUUUCAGUGUGUUUAGGUUCCCCUUGGUAGUUCUGAAAGAACACAAUGGAUUGGACCAGGUUCUGGGUGUAGAUGCAUGUAGGUGCAUGCUUCCAGAUAAUCUGAACUGGACCUGAAUGUCUGGGAGUAGUUAUUUGUUGCUGGUCUUCACAUAAGAUAAAACUGGCUACGUGUGGACCUGUUGAGGAAUAGAACAAACAGAGGACGGAGCCGAAGCGACAGCCCAGCAAGUGCGCCCCCUUGUGUCUGGAGGUCAGAAUGGCACGGGGGUCAGGCUAAAGGUGGCCCUGACAGUCCCCCCGACUCCUCGGGGCUGUGCUGAAGGACGGUUGGGACCGAUAGAGGCUCAGACAGGCUCACAGACCAGUCCGGCUCAGAGAUGCUGCAGACCAGCAACUACUCGCUGGUCCUGCUCAUUCAGCUGGCGCUGCUGACCUACGACCUCUUCGUGAACUCCUUCAGCGAGCUGCUGCGAGCCGCGCCCGUCAUACAGCUCGUGCUCUUCAUUAUCCAGGACAUUGCCAUCCUGUUCAACGUGAUCAUCGUGCUUCUGAUGCUGUUCAACACCUACGUGUUCCAGGUGGGGCUGGUGUCCCUGCUGAUGGAGCGAUUCCGGGCCCUUAUCGUGCUCUCAAACCUCUACCUGGCGCUCAGUAUCGCCCUUCACUGCUGGAUCCUGAACCUGCGUUGGCUGAGGUCAAAUAGUUUUGUGUGGACUGAUGGAUUAGGAACAUUGUUUGUGUUCCAGAGACUUGCGGCUGUGCUGUAUUACUACUUUUAUAAGCGAGCGACGGAGUACCUGGGGGACCCCCGCUUGUACGAGGACUCGCCCUGGCUGCGCGACGCCUUCGCCCGCGCUCGCCAGUGACCACUGUGAGACUCAUGAGCAGAGCCAAGAUGGAGCCCCACAUACACACAUCUACAGGAAGAGAAACCACCAUGGAGCCCCACGUACACACAUCUACAGGAAGAGAAACAACCAUGGAGCCCCACAUACACACAUCUACAGGAAGAGAAACCAGCAUGGAGCCCCACAUACACACAUCUACAGGAAGAGAAACCACCAUGGAGCCUCACAUACACACAUCUACAGGAAGAGAAACCACCAUUAAGCCUCACGUACACACAUCUACAGGAAGAGAAACCACCAUUAAGCCUCACAUACACACAUCUACAGGAAGAGAAACCACAAUGGAGCCCCACAUACACACAUCUACAGGAAGAGAAACCACCAUGGAGCCCCACAUACACACAUCUACAGGAAGAGAAACCACCAUUAAGCCCCACAUACACACAUCUACAGGAAGAGAAACCACCAUGGAGCCCCACAUACACACAUCUACAGGAAGAGAAACCACCAUUAAG